This is a messenger RNA of Cladocopium goreaui, 8445 nucleotides long. Lineage: Eukaryota; Dinophyceae; Suessiales; Symbiodiniaceae. The record is from the annotation of a GenBank genome assembly.
AUGGCCAACAAAAAAGGGGGCCCUAGGCACUUUGCCAAGCCUUGGGUGGAAGCAGGGCUUCUUUUUGACUUGCUCUCCAAGCAUGAGGACCUCAUGAAGAAUUUUAAGACAUAUGAGUCAAUUUCAUCCCAAGGAGCUAUUGACCCAAAAGGCAUAAUGCAUGCCAUAGAUUUCAUCGAUGAUUUGCUUGAGGUAGCACCAGCAUGUGAAGUGCAUUGCCAGCCACUGAGGUCUGCAUUCUUAAGGGUGUCGACUGCCAAGCCACAUUUGAAUCAGACUACACACAGUGGAUCCAUAUGGGUCCAUCAGAGGUCAGAGAGGGUUUCUGUGCUGCUGAGCCAUUUCAGAAGGCUUGCCAGGCAAGGCACCAAUAGCAAAUGCGCUUCCAGCCUGACUGCCUUGGAAAUGGCAAAGUUGAACAACACCUUGAAAAAGGUGGAACUGAGGGAUGGGGAAGAAGCUUUGCCAGCACCAUUGGAAAAUGGAGAUGAAAGCCCUCAGCCAAGCAAGAAGAAAUUGAAGAAAGAGAUCAGUGAUGUGUCUAUGGAUUCAAAAGGGUACCCAUCUUUGCUGAAGACACCUGAAGCUGUGACACCUGAGAAGGUGGACAAAGGAAAGGCAGGACCCAGCAGACUCUUGCAAAAGAGGUCCAACACAUGCCAGCUCAUGGGAGAUGUGAAGGCAAACCCAGAGCUCAGGGAAGCAGGUGCAACCUUUGCAAAAGGGUGCACCUUUGCAAAAGGGUGUCAGCUAGGCAAAAGGCACACCUUUGAAAAAGGUGACAGUGUGUCACCAACACAUCCCUUGGAAAAGGGACCCUUGCCAGAGGGAUCCCUUGCCAAAGGGAAGAUGGAUACACCCUUGCCACAAGGGUGCUCUGGCUACCAAGAAGGGAUGGUGCUCAACAAAGACAGCCCAUCCUGGCUCUGGAAGUCAUUGAGAAAACACCUUGCAAAAGGUGACAACAAAAACAAGGCUGGGAAGAAGUUGGGUGCUGGCACUACCAGCCUCACAAGAAAAGAAAAAAGAAGACACCUCCAGCCUGAGAACAGGGCAGAAAGCAAUGGCCCAACAUAUGACUGGGACCAACUGGUCUGGUGGCAGCUGGCACCAGCCAAGGAGGAGGAACCAAAGCAGGUCCUCUUCCAGGUCCAGGUCUCAGAGGUCACAGUGAGGCUGCAGUCUGCUGAGAGGGGGGCCAGUGGCAGUGAAAGUGAUGACUCCAUGAGUGGGAGGUCCCCAAGCCCCAGCCCAAGCUGCAGCAGCUCCAGCUGCAACUACAGGCCACCCUUGAGGAAGGGCAGCAAAGAAUGGAAGGUCAGAGAAGCAGCAAGGCAGCAGUGGCAUGAUAAGUCACUGCAAGACACUCCUACCAUUGCUGAAGAGCCUGCUGCAGAAGUGAAGAAGGAACAGCCUGAAGAAAAGGCACCUGCAAAAAAUGAUGCAGAGACAAAUGUGCCUUUGAAAAAGGGCCCAAAGGAACAAACACCUUUGAAAAAGGGUGAUGGUGCUGCAAGUUCCAGCAGUGCUGCUGCCACAAGUUCCAGCAGUGCUGCUCCUGCCAAAAGUCAGCCACAUGUGAUGGUUGACUAUCACAAUGUGCUGUCCCUGGAUGACUACAUCAGCCCACAGAGGUCAGCUGCCAUGGUCAAACUCCUGGAUGCAGGGGUAAAAGUGACUGUGUGCAGCUGGUGCUACAAAAACAGGGCAGCCAAAGUGAUGGGGCAUAUGAGGAGGCAGCCCUGGUUUGGCAGGCUGGAGGCCUGCUUCACAACAGAGCACAGGACAGGCCCCACUGGCAAGAGUGGCAUCUGCAAAGAAAGGGGGUGCCAAGCCAUCAUGGAUGACAGUGGAGACAUCCUUGAGGCAGCCCUUGAAGAAGGGAUUGAAAUCUUUCCCAUCUCCACCAGCAGAACAAGGCAUGGGUGGUGGCUGAAGAGAGACAAGGUCAAAAAAAUUGCAGAAGAGCAUGAAGAUGAAGUGGAGGCAGCCAUGGUCUUGAAAGAGAGCAUGACAGCAGCUGAAAAAACAAAGGCCUGGAACAAGUAUGAUGCACACUUGAAAAAGUGUGGAAAUGAGGAAGAAAAGGAUGAGUUUGACAACAGUUCCAGGAAGGAAAAAGGGCUCAAGAGCGCUUUGUUUCUGAUGAGGGCUGAAGCCCCAAAGUUUUGUUCAGUCAGCAAGCAAAUUAACAUGGAGAAAGCCCUUACCAAAAAGGAAGAUUGGCUGAGUGAAAGGGAAGCCAUUGAGAAAUGGGGCAGAGAUGACCUGGACAAACACCUUGAAAGUGGCAGGGUGGUAUCCAGGGAGACCUCCACUUGGGGGGAGGAAGAACUGCCUUGGCAAGAGCAGCUGGACAAAGACCUGAUGGGCCUGAUUUCUGGCACCUCUGGAAAGGGGAAAGGGAAGAACACCUCUGGAAAGGGGAAUGGAGACACACACAACAGAAAAAAAGGGAAUGGGAAAACUCCAAGGCAACCCAAAGCACUUGAAGACAUGACACCUGAGGAGCAAAUGCAUGAGGCCUUGGGAAAAUUGAAGAGGACCAGGGACUUGCUGGCUUCAACUUCAGCCAACUAUGAGGAAGCCCUGAACAAGGUCAGGAAGUGCGGGUACCUCACCAAGGCAGCACUGAAGGAGAAAGAGGCAUCCCUGAGUGAUUUGGGUGCUGCUUUGAAAACUGUGAAGAACCACCUUGCAAAAGGUGAAGACAAUAAGCUGGACAGGUUGAAGCAAGUGGUUUUGGAUGCUGUGAAAGCCUUGAAAGAUGCAAAGGAGGAAGCAAAGGUCUGCAAAUCCUUGCUGAAGAAGGAUAUCUGGCAUGAAUCUUGCAUGCUGGAUGCUAUGCAGAACAUGCAGCAGCUUGUGGAUGUUUACAACAGAGCUGAUGUGAUCCCAACUGCAGCUGAGUACAAGGAUGCCAUGACCUUUGCAAAAGGGUUCUUGGAUACAUACAGCUUUUUGAGAGACUGGGCCCUUGAAGAAGGGAAGCUCUUGUUCCAUGUGGUGCACAAGUUCCACACCUUUCAGCUUUUGGCUUCUUUGCAAAAGCUCAAUUUGAGCCAAAACGCCUUGGAAGAACUUCCUUCUGGUCUCUUUGAUAGCCUCAGCGGCCUGGAAGUCCUCGACCUGAGCUACAACCAGCUGAGCAACCUGGACUCUAGGCUCUUCAACCUUUCACGUCUCAGCACUUUGGAUCUGCGCGGGAAUCCAUUGACGAGGGCUACCCAGCUCGACAUGCUAGACCUGGCAGACCGACGGGAGACCACUUACAAACCUUUGGAAAAGGGUCCCUUUGCCAAGGGAAACCUUUGUAAAAAGGAAACCUUGAAGAAGGGAUGGCCAACAAAAAAGGGGGCCCUAGGCACCAAUAGCAAAUGCGCUUCCAGCCUGACUGCCUUGGAAAUGGCAAAGUUGAACAACACCUUGAAAAAGGUGGAACUGAGGGAUGGGGAAGAAGCUUUGCCAGCACCAUUGGAAAAUGGAGAUGAAAGCCCUCAGCCAAGCAAGAAGAAAUUGAAGAAAGAGAUCAGUGAUGUGUCUAUGGAUUCAAAAGGGUACCCAUCUUUGCUGAAGACACCUGAAGCUGUGACACCUGAGAAGGUGGACAAAGGAAAGGCAGGACCCAGCAGACUCUUGCAAAAGAGGCUGCAGUCUGCUGAGAGGGGGGCCAGUGGCAGUGAAAGUGAUGACUCCAUGAGUGGGAGGUCCCCAAGCCCCAGCCCAAGCUGCAGCAGCUCCAGCUGCAACUACAGGCCACCCUUGAGGAAGGGCAGCAAAGAAUGGAAGGUCAGAGAAGCAGCAAGGCAGCAGUGGCAUGAUAAGUCACUGCAAGACACUCCUACCAUUGCUGAAGAGCCUGCUGCAGAAGGUGCAAAGGAUGUACCUGUGGAAAAGGGUGCAGCAGAAAAGGCACCUUUGGAAAAGGGUGCACAGGAAAAGGCACCUGUGGAAAAAGGUGCAGAAGAAAAGGCAAAGGAAAAGCAACCUUUGGAAAAGGGCCAGCAAGAAAAGGGUGCCAUCAAGAUUGAAGUGAAGAAGGAACAGCCUGAAGAAAAGGCACCUGCAAAAAAUGAUGCAGAGACAAAUGUGCCUUUGAAAAAGGGCCCAAAGGAACAAACACCUUUGAAAAAGGGUGAUGGUGCUGCAAGUUCCAGCAGUGCUGCUGCCACAAGUUCCAGCAGUGCUGCCCCUGCCAAAAGUCAGCCACAUGUGAUGGUUGACUAUCACAAUGUGCUGUCCCUGGAUGACUACAUCAGCCCACAGAGGUCAGCUGCCAUGGUCAAACUCCUGGAUGCAGGGGUAAAAGUGACUGUGUGCAGCUGGUGCUACAAAAACAGGGCAGCCAAAGUGAUGGGGCAUAUGAGGAGGCAGCCCUGGUUUGGCAGGCUGGAGGCCUGCUUCACAACAGAGCACAGGACAGGCCCCACUGGCAAGAGUGGCAUCUGCAAAGAAAGGGGGUGCCAAGCCAUCAUGGAUGACAGUGGAGACAUCCUUGAGGCAGCCCUUGAAGAAGGGAUUGAAAUCUUUCCCAUCUCCACCAGCAGAACAAGGCAUGGGUGGUGGCUGAAGAGAGGUGGGAGGAUUUUUGAUUCCUUUGAACAUGCUGUGGAAGAAUACCUUCUUUACCAGGAGGAAGAACUGCCUUGGCAAGAGCAGCUGGACAAAGACCUGAUGGGCCUGAUUUCUGGCACCUCUGGAAAGGGGAAAGGGAAGAACACCUCUGGAAAGGGGAAUGGAGACACACACAACAGAAAAAAAGGGAAUGGGAAAACCCCAAGGCAACCCAAAGCACUUGAAGACAUGACACCUGAGGAGCAAAUGCAUGAGGCCUUGGGAAAAUUGAAGAGGACCAGGGACUUGCUGGCUUCAACUUCAGCCAACUAUGAGGAAGCCCUGAACAAGGUCAGGAAGUGCGGGUACCUCACCAAGGCAGCACUGAAGGAGAAAGAGGCAUCCCUGAGUGAUUUGGGUGCUGCUUUGAAAACUGUGAAGAACCACCUUGCAAAAGGUGAAGACAAUAAGCUGGACAGGUUGAAGCAAGUGGUUUUGGAUGCUGUGAAAGCCUUGAAAGAUGCAAAGGAGGAAGCAAAGGUCUGCAAAUCCUUGCUGAAGAAGGAUAUCUGGCAUGAAUCUUGCAUGCUGGAUGCUAUGCAGAACAUGCAGCAGCUUGUGGAUGUUUACAACAGAGCUGAUGUGAUCCCAACUGCAGCUGAGUACAAGGAUGCCAUGACCUUUGCAAAAGGGUUCUUGGAUACAUACAGCUUUUUGAGAGACUGGGCCCUUGAAGAAGGGAAGCUCUUGUUCCAUGUGGUGCACAAGUUCCACACCUUUCAGCUUUUGGCUUCUUUGCAAAAGCUCAAUUUGAGCCAAAACGCCUUGGAAGAACUUCCUUCUGGUCUCUUUGAUAGCCUCAGCGGCCUGGAAGUCCUCGACCUGAGCUACAACCAGCUGAGCAACCUGGACUCUAGGCUCUUCAACCUUUCACGUCUCAGCACUUUGGAUCUGCGCGGGAAUCCAUUGACGAGGGCUACCCAGCUCGACAUGCUAGACCUGGCAGACCGACGGGAGACCACUUACAAACCUUUGGAAAAGGGUCCCUUUGCCAAGGGAAACCUUUGUAAAAAGGAAACCUUGAAGAAGGGAUGGCCAACAAAAAAGGGGGCCCUAGGCACCAAUAGCAAAUGCGCUUCCAGCCUGACUGCCUUGGAAAUGGCAAAGUUGAACAACACCUUGAAAAAGGUGGAACUGAGGGAUGGGGAAGAAGCUUUGCCAGCACCAUUGGAAAAUGGAGAUGAAAGCCCUCAGCCAAGCAAGAAGAAAUUGAAGAAAGAGAUCAGUGAUGUGUCUAUGGAUUCAAAAGGGUACCCAUCUUUGCUGAAGACACCUGAAGCUGUGACACCUGAGAAGGUGGACAAAGGAAAGGCAGGACCCAGCAGACUCUUGCAAAAGAGGCUGCAGUCUGCUGAGAGGGGGGCCAGUGGCAGUGAAAGUGAUGACUCCAUGAGUGGGAGGUCCCCAAGCCCCAGCCCAAGCUGCAGCAGCUCCAGCUGCAACUACAGGCCACCCUUGAGGAAGGGCAGCAAAGAAUGGAAGGUCAGAGAAGCAGCAAGGCAGCAGUGGCAUGAUAAGUCACUGCAAGACACUCCUACCAUUGCUGAAGAGCCUGCUGCAGAAGGUGCAAAGGAUGUACCUGUGGAAAAGGGUGCAGCAGAAAAGGCACCUUUGGAAAAGGGUGCACAGGAAAAGGCACCUGUGGAAAAAGGUGCAGAAGAAAAGGCAAAGGAAAAGCAACCUUUGGAAAAGGGCCAGCAAGAAAAGGGUGCCAUCAAGAUUGAAGUGAAGAAGGAACAGCCUGAAGAAAAGGCACCUGCAAAAAAUGAUGCAGAGACAAAUGUGCCUUUGAAAAAGGGCCCAAAGGAACAAACACCUUUGAAAAAGGGUGAUGGUGCUGCAAGUUCCAGCAGUGCUGCUGCCACAAGUUCCAGCAGUGCUGCCCCUGCCAAAAGUCAGCCACAUGUGAUGGUUGACUAUCACAAUGUGCUGUCCCUGGAUGACUACAUCAGCCCACAGAGGUCAGCUGCCAUGGUCAAACUCCUGGAUGCAGGGGUAAAAGUGACUGUGUGCAGCUGGUGCUACAAAAACAGGGCAGCCAAAGUGAUGGGGCAUAUGAGGAGGCAGCCCUGGUUUGGCAGGCUGGAGGCCUGCUUCACAACAGAGCACAGGACAGGCCCCACUGGCAAGAGUGGCAUCUGCAAAGAAAGGGGGUGCCAAGCCAUCAUGGAUGACAGUGGAGACAUCCUUGAGGCAGCCCUUGAAGAAGGGAUUGAAAUCUUUCCCAUCUCCACCAGCAGAACAAGGCAUGGGUGGUGGCUGAAGAGAGGAGGCAAACCUUUGCAGAAGGGGCAGCAACCUUUGGGAAAAGGGGGCCCACCUUUAAAGAAAGGGAUUUUGAAAAGACCAAGUGCAAACCUGUCACCCCUGAGAAGGGGAAACUUGGCAAAAUUGGGGCAAAUGUCCCUGAAAGACAAGGUCAAAAAAAUUGCAGAAGAGCAUGAAGAUGAAGUGGAGGCAGCCAUGGUCUUGAAAGAGAGCAUGACAGCAGCUGAAAAAACAAAGGCCUGGAACAAGUAUGAUGCACACUUGAAAAAGUGUGGAAAUGAGGAAGAAAAGGAUGAGUUUGACAACAGUUCCAGGAAGGAAAAAGGGCUCAAGAGCGCUUUGUUUCUGAUGAGGGCUGAAGCCCCAAAGUUUUGUUCAGUCAGCAAGCAAAUUAACAUGGAGAAAGCCCUUACCAAAAAGGAAGAUUGGCUGAGUGAAAGGGAAGCCAUUGAGAAAUGGGGCAGAGAUGACCUGGACAAACACCUUGAAAGUGGCAGGGUGGUAUCCAGGGAGGAAGAACUGCCUUGGCAAGAGCAGCUGGACAAAGACCUGAUGGGCCUGAUUUCUGGCACCUCUGGAAAGGGGAAAGGGAAGAACACCUCUGGAAAGGGGAAUGGAGACACACACAACAGAAAAAAAGGGAAUGAGAAAACUCCAAGGCAACCCAAAGCACUUGAAGACAUGACACCUGAGGAGCAAAUGCAUGAGGCCUUGGGAAAAUUGAAGAGGACCAGGGACUUGCUGGCUUCAACUUCAGCCAACUAUGAGGAAGCCCUGAACAAGGUCAGGAAGUGCGGGUACCUCACCAAGGCAGCACUGAAGGAGAAAGAGGCAUCCCUGAGUGAUUUGGGUGCUGCUUUGAAAACUGUGAAGAACCACCUUGCAAAAGGUGAAGACAAUAAGCUGGACAGGUUGAAGCAAGUGGUUUUGGAUGCUGUGAAAGCCUUGAAAGAUGCAAAGGAGGAAGCAAAGGAAUUGGUUCAAAUCAGCAUGAGGCUUAGAGGCUGGAAGCUGGAAGAAGCCAUGGGUAGCACCAGAAAGCAAAAACGGGAAAACACCCUUGAGGUCUGCAAAUCCUUGCUGAAGAAGGAUAUCUGGCAUGAAUCUUGCAUGCUGGAUGCUAUGCAGAACAUGCAGCAGCUUGUGGAUGUUUACAACAGAGCUGAUGUGAUCCCAACUGCAGCUGAGUACAAGGAUGCCAUGACCUUUGCAAAAGGGUUCUUGGAUACAUACAGCUUUUUGAGAGACUGGGCCCUUGAAGAAGGGAAGCUCUUGUUCCAUGUGGUGCACAAGUUCCACACCUUUCAGCUUUUGGCUUCUUUGCAAAAGCUCAAUUUGAGCCAAAACGCCUUGGAAGAACUUCCUUCUGGUCUCUUUGAUAGCCUCAGCGGCCUGGAAGUCCUCGACCUGAGCUACAACCAGCUGAGCAACCUGGACUCUAGGCUCUUCAACCUUUCACGUCUCAGCACUUUGGAUCUGCGCGGGAAUCCAUUGACGAGGGCUACCCAGCUCGACAUGCUAGACCUGGCAGACCGACGGGUCGCUAAGCUGAGGAUGGACUGA